UGCUCAAAUAGUCUCGAGCUCCUGUCAGAUCCAACCAUUUCGUACGCUCAAAGUCCCCCAUAGGGCUUGAUUGUAGCCCAUCCUGGAAUUUCUCGGCCUUCGCUCGCUCUUCAUCUACUCGUUCAUCGUGCUGUUUGCCGUCCUCGUUCGCGAAUCCUCUUUCACCCGUUUCCUGUCUCAUACCGCAACGCAGUUGAGAUUGCUCACAUAUAGCUCGACUGCUGCCAACAUGCCAGGUCUAACUGUACCAGCCCUUCCAAAGAACCGGGACGAAUGGCUCACCGCCCUCGACGCUCUGCCGUCCAAUGCAUCUUCAUCCCGCAUCCCGUCAUUCUUCUUCGCCCACGGAAGUCCCAUGCUCGCGUUCCCCGAUGACGAGCCUACCAGGUUUGGUGAUAACACACAAGAGCCUGCGCUACAUAUGGGGCCUCGUGGACCCUUGGCUGCGUUCUUGAAGGAUUUCGGACCUGCCCUGUUGAAGAAGUAUAACCCCAAGGCUAUUGUGGUGUUCAGUGCGCAUUGGGAGACGCGAGGGGAAACUCUCGUGACUGACUAUGGAGACCGCAAUCCUCUGUUUUACGACUACUACGGCUUUCCGAAGAGUCUCUACGAGCUCGCUUUCAAUUCCAGAGGAGACAAGGCACUCGCCAAUCACAUUGUCGAUCUCCUUAAACAUGCUGGACUCCUCGCCAGACUGACCACCACCCUCGAACCGCGCGGACAGGAUGGUCUCGGACGCUCUGCCGCAGGUUUCGACCACGGUAUUUUCGUGCCCUUUAGGCUCAUGUUCGGCGAGGAACUGCGCGACAUUCCAAUUGUCCAGAUCUCCAUAGAUGGUUCACUCAGCCCCGAGAAGAACUGGCAGCUCGGUAAGGCCGUCGCCCAACUCCGUGAAGAGGGUGUACUCGUGUUGUCUGGUGGACUCACGAUGCACAACCUACGUGACUUCAGCUCCUUCGCCCCAUCCACUGCUGGACCCGGCCACAAAUCCUUCAGCGAUGCCGUGACUUCGGCUAUCUCCAUCUCUGAUCCCAAAGCUCGCAAGGAGGCCUUGGUCGCGCUCCCCAAGCAUCAAGCCUUCCGCGCCGCCCACCCAAGGGAAGAACACUUCGUGCCGAUCUACGUCGCCGCUGGCGCAGGUGAAGAAGGCGAUGUUAGGGUCCUCUCGGCGGUUUAUGGCCAGCAUACUGUCGCGUUUGGGCUGUGAGGUUGGAGGUGGAGAGAUGGCCGGCUCGCGAUGGCGCGGUACCAUGGUUCGGACGAUAUCUGUAUCUGUGACAAUGCAAUCUAUGUAUUGGUUUUCUAGGUUUUUUUUUUGUCUACGUCUUCGUGCGAUUUUUACUCGUGAAUGACUAUCAGAGCUCUU
Messenger RNA from Stereum hirsutum FP-91666 SS1, 1366 nucleotides. Its product is annotated as Extradiol ring-cleavage dioxygenase class III enzyme subunit B. The record is from RefSeq and is a predicted model, not a curated record. Gene Ontology annotation, molecular function: ferrous iron binding; oxidoreductase activity, acting on single donors with incorporation of molecular oxygen; zinc ion binding. Lineage: Eukaryota; Fungi; Basidiomycota; Agaricomycetes; Russulales; Stereaceae. Bases 230 to 1207 code for a protein of 325 amino acids. The transcript has 5 exons.